CGGCCGUAAAGCAGUUUGUGCGUUGCUAGGUGUCUGCGGCGGGGCUGCUCUGCCACUGCCCGGCCAUGGGCCCUACAUUCAUCCUCGGCGUUUUCUUGUCUGCUGUCGCCUUUCUUCUCCGACAUCCCGCAGUCUCCGCGUUGCAGGAGGUCACUGAUGAGCUUUUCGGGUCGGAGGCAAGAGGAAUCGUGGCUGCUUUCGGAGACUUUAACUCAGAUAAACAAACCGACAUCUUUCUAAUCAGACCAAAAAAUCAAUUGGUAAUCUUGUUUGCUGAUGUAAAGGCGCCCUAUUUCAAGCCAAAACCAAAAGUGGUGAUACAAUUGAAGGAUCAAGUGAUUACCAGUGUGGUACCGGGAGACUAUGAUGGGGAUUCACAAAUGGAUGUCCUCCUCACUCUCAGUUCUGUUCCCACCAUCACUGCUGUUAUUUUCUGGGGAAAUAAUCAAACGUUAGAUCCAAAGCUUUUCACCUCUUUAAGUCAGAAAUUUUUGGAUGAGCCACUAGUACUGGAUUUUAAUGGCGAUAUGAUACCUGAUAUUUUUGGAACUGUCGAGGGAAAUCCAAAGCCACAGAUAUGUUCCCUGAUUGGAAGGAAUCAAACCUGGUUCACUGCCUUGGAUUCUGUUGUAAAAAUGUACAAACCGCAUUCUCAUGCUUUCAUUGACCUGAACAAAGAUUUCACUGCAGAUUUGUUUCUUACCACCAUGGAUGCUGGUGAUAUUCACUUUGAGAUAUGGUUAAACAAGGAUGGAAAUUUUUCCAAAGCUCCUGGUCCAUAUGCCGUGAAUAAACCUCCAAAUACCAAGAAAACUGGCCAAUCUACUUUUGCGGAUUUUGAUGGAGAUGGACAGCAGGAACAUUUAUUGCCUGUAUGCACAGACGAGAACUGCCAUGAAAGUGCCAUUUAUCGGACUGUGCCAGGCUCUGAACAGUGGAUACCUAUUUUGUCAAAUCUGAAGAAUGGGGAUACCCUUUGGGGAUUUGCCUCACAAGAGCAAUUUCCAAUCUCAAUUCAUUUAGGGGACUAUAAUAUGGAUGGAUUUCCUGAUGCAUUGGCCAUACUGAAGAAUACUUCAGGGAGCAACAAACAAGCUUUUCUUCUGGAAAAUGUUCCAUGCAGUGAUGCAAGUUGCAAGCCGGUAGGCCGAAUGUUCAGGGUCCUCUGGGAAUUGUCUGAUUUAAACCAUAUCAAGAAUGCUGUUAUGGCGACCUUCUUUGACAUUUAUGAAGAUGGUAUCUUGGAUGUGCUUGUAUUAAAUGAAAAAGAAAAUUCAGAAUUCACCAUCCACGCUUUGCGAAAUAACUUUGAUGCUGACGCUUACUUUGUUAAGGUCAUUGUUCUCAGUGGACUGUGUUCCAGUGAUUGUCCUCACAAAGUAACACCAUUUGGUGUGAACCAGCCUGGGCCUUAUAUCAUGUACACAACAGCAGAUGCCAAUGGAUAUCUGAAGAAUGCAUCAGCUGGACAGCUUAGCCAGUCAGCACAUUUUGCUCUUCAGCUUCCCUAUGUAGUCCUUGGUCUAGGACGUAGUGCAAACUUUCUCGACCAUCUUUUUGUUGGGAUUCCUCGUCCUAUUGGAGAAAAGUCUGUAAGAAAACAAGAAUGGACAGCUAUCAUUCCAAAUUCUCAGCUUAUAGUAAUUCCAUAUCCUCAUAAUUCACCAAAAAGCUGGAGUGCCAAAUUAUAUCUUACUCCCAGUAACAUUGUACUGCUCACCGCCAUAGCCUUAAUUGGAGUCUGCCUUUUCAUUUUGGCUAUAAUCGGUAUUUUACACUGGCAGGAAAAGAAAGCAGACGACCGGGAAAAGCGCCAGGAAGCACACAGAUUCCAUUUUGAUGCCAUGUGAAAUACAAUGGCUCCUGAGGAACAAUUGUUACAAUGCUAGAUCUAAAAUAUUACUUCCAAUCAGCAGUAAAUGGUGAAUGUUUAAUGUUGAAUUGUACAUAGUUUAAUUGCUUCCUCAUUUUUAUUAAUUAAAAUCAUUUUUUCUGGUUUUCUGGGCAGGGGUUGCAAAUAACUCAAGAUGUAUAUUUUGGGAAUUAAGAAUAAUUUAAAGCUAAAUUAUGCAUUUUGUUGUAAUACUGAAUAUUUGAAAAUGUGUGUUUGUGUUGUUCGAAUAUGGUGAAUUGUUCUGUUAUUAAUGUCUUCAAAUGUUUACUUAAAUGGUCUUUGUGGAAUGCAUGUUUAUUAAUUCUGGUUGCUAAAAAUCAUACAUUAAACUUUAAUGAU
This is a messenger RNA of Mobula hypostoma (lesser devil ray), 2233 nucleotides long. RefSeq names its product integrin alpha FG-GAP repeat containing 1 (gene itfg1). The record is from RefSeq and is a predicted model, not a curated record. Gene Ontology annotation, cellular component: plasma membrane. The transcript is spliced from 18 exons. Lineage: Eukaryota; Metazoa; Chordata; Chondrichthyes; Myliobatiformes; Myliobatidae. The coding region runs from base 66 to 1850 and encodes 594 amino acids.